This is a messenger RNA of Cylas formicarius (sweet potato weevil), 1972 nucleotides long. Its product is annotated as glucose dehydrogenase [FAD, quinone]-like. The coding region runs from base 137 to 1972 and encodes 611 amino acids. The transcript has 7 exons. The record is from RefSeq and is a predicted model, not a curated record. NCBI's taxonomy places the organism in Eukaryota, Metazoa, Arthropoda, Insecta, Coleoptera, Brentidae. Gene Ontology annotation, molecular function: oxidoreductase activity, acting on CH-OH group of donors; flavin adenine dinucleotide binding.
UUCAUUAAUUGCUCUUGGAAUCGGAUAUUCAAAUAUUUAGGAACUUUAUCACGAGAUUAACGUCAUAUAUAAACCAUUCCCCAAAAUUUUUGUUUGGUAUUUUUUUAUACCAUUUUUUCAGUUUUCUUCCACGGAAAUGUGUACGACGACCGUGUGCACUAUUUUAAUAGCAUUUCUGGCGUUUGCCAGUUCGGACUACACAAACUUUAACGAUUUUUCCGAAAUGGUGAAGAAAAGUAUUUCCGAAUCCAAGCGCUACAGGCUGCCACUCGAUAACAGAAAAAUCGCUUAUACUGCUGAUUCAUCGACCAACGAAUUUGGGGAGUUUGAUUUUAUAGUGGUCGGUGCCGGAUCUGCGGGUGCCGUCCUCGCCAACAGAUUAUCCGAGAUUCGCCACUGGAAGAUCUUGCUUCUAGAAGCUGGCGGAAAUGACAACGACUUCAGCGACAUUGUCGGAUUGGCAGCUCAUUUAUUUUAUUCAGAUAUGAAUUGGGGUUACAAUACCACCGCACAAAAGAACAUGUGUUUCGCGAUGCCCAAUAAUCAGUGCAUUAUGCCAAGGGGGAAAGCCAGAGGCGGCUCUAGCACAAUCAAUUUAGGUAUCUACUCCAGAGGUCAUCCUGAGGAUUACAACAGGUGGGAACAACUUGGCAACGAGGGGUGGUCGUUUGAUGACGUCCUGCACUACUUCAAAAAGUCGGAAAAUGCUGUCUUCGAGGGCCGAGAUGAGGGUUACCACGGAAAUGGAGGGUAUAUGCACGUAGAUGUUCUACGACCUACAGCCGGAUUCCAAUCUGCGAUAUUUGGGGCGUUCCAAGAUUUGGGCUACAGCAAUGUGGAUCACAACGGACCAAAUCCGAUAGGAGUCAGUCGGAUGCAGUUUUCCCUGAAUUAUAACAAGAGAGCGAGCACUUCGCGGGCAUUUUUAGAUUUUUUCGAGAAACGGCCAAACCUCGACUUGAGCCUGCGGAGUUUCGUCACUGCAAUACUGAUCGACGAGUCGAAACGAGCCUACGGGGUAGAGUUCAUCAAAGACGGGAGACGAUACGUCGCGCGAUCGAAGAAAGAAGUUAUUUUAUCAGCCGGCGCGGUCAAUACACCCCAAUUGCUAAUGCUGUCCGGUAUCGGACCUAAGCAACACUUAGGCGAGCUAGGAAUCGACGUUAUCCAAGACUUGCCGGUAGGAGAACAUUUAGCGGACCACGUUUAUUAUCCUGCUCUAUUUUACAGAUCGAACCAAACGUUUUAUAACCAAACUGUGGACGACAAUAUUGAAGACUACACCUACAACCUGAGACCUUUGACCUCUGCUCUCGAAAUGGUCAGCUUCGUCAAUCUCAGCGGUUCGAAGGUGGAUCGACCAGACGUCGAAUAUAUGAUUACAGUCCCGACUACCACGGAUAACCUUCGAUUACUAAAUCCAAUGAAGGAGGAGUUUAUCAUGGACGUAGAUGCCUUGCACGACAUCUGGUUUCCCCUGGUCCUCUUACAUCCGAAGUCGGUCGGCAAAGUAACGCUGCAGUCCAGCAGCAUCUUCGAUUUCCCACUGAUAGAUCCGAAUUAUUUGUCGGACGAAGCUGACUUACAGACUUUAUAUAGGGGCGUUCAGUUUAUAAUGCGUUUGAACGAGACGGACACGUUCAAAACGUAUAAGGCGACCUUUAGACAUCCACCGGUACCGGUCUGUGACGAUAACCACGAGAGAUUUUCGAAGGAAUGGUGGUUCUGUUCUUUUAAGACCUACAGCGUCAGCAUACUCCAUCCAGUUUCUACUACUCGCAUGGGCAACAAUCCUCUGACGUCGGUCGUUAAUUCGAGAUUACAGGUUCACGGGAUGAAGGACUUAAGGGUCAUCGAUGCUGGCGUUUUGCCCGAACUAAAUUCCGGCCACACCAACGCCCCCACGAUCAUGGUGGCCGAAAAAGCGGGCGAUAUUAUUAAAUCGGCUUACAACGAGAUUUGUUUCCAAUAA